Sardina pilchardus (European sardine) is the source of this 3539-nucleotide messenger RNA. RefSeq names its product structural maintenance of chromosomes 5 (gene smc5). Bases 47 to 3280 code for a protein of 1077 amino acids. Gene Ontology annotation, cellular component: Smc5-Smc6 complex; nucleus. The record is from RefSeq and is a predicted model, not a curated record. Gene Ontology annotation, molecular function: single-stranded DNA binding; ATP hydrolysis activity; ATP binding. NCBI's taxonomy places the organism in Eukaryota, Metazoa, Chordata, Actinopteri, Clupeiformes, Clupeidae. Gene Ontology annotation, biological process: double-strand break repair via homologous recombination. The transcript has 24 exons.
GUCGACUGCUGCAGAGAGCAAGCCAAGACAGAACCGCCGCUGCAGUAUGGCGCUUCAAGCCAAAAGGAAGCGAAUAAGUCACUCUAAUUCACAAGCUAGACCUUCCACUAGCCAAGUGGACCCCUUUGCCGAUGGCGAUGGCGUCCGUGAGGGAUUUGUGGAAGGGUCUAUACGUCGAAUAAAAAUGCAAAACUUUCUCACGUAUGACCUGGCGGAGGUUUACCCAGGGCCCAACCUCAACAUGAUUGUUGGUGCUAACGGGACGGGCAAAUCCAGCAUCGUUUGCGCCAUCUGCCUUGGCCUGGCCGGAAAAACUGCUAUCCUGGGCCGAGGAGACAAGGUUGGCCUUUACGUGAAGAGAGGUUGCUCGAAAGGCAUGGUGGAGAUAGAGCUGUAUAGGACUGGUGGUAACCUGGUCAUCCAGAGAGAUAUACUUGUGGACAGUAACCAGUCAGUGUGGCAGCUAAACGGUCGUCCUUCCAACCAGAAGCAGGUGGAGGAGGAGGUUAGGGCUCUACGCAUCCAGGUGGGCAACCUGUGCCAGUUUUUGCCUCAGGAAAAAGUGGGUGAGUUUGCUAAAAUGAGUAAGCCGGAGCUGCUGGAGGCGACAGAGAAGUCAGUGGGGCCUCCAGAGAUGUACAACUUCCACUGUGAACUGAAGAGCUUCCGCAACAAGGAGAGGGAUCUGGAGAAUGUGUGUAAGGAGAAGGCGAGCUUCCUGAAGAAGGCCAUGCAGAGGAAUGAGCGGAACAAGCACGACGUGGAGCGCUACCAGAAGAAGAAGAGACACCUGGAGCUCAUCCAGCUGCUGGAAAAGAAGAAGCCUUGGGUGGAGUAUGAGGAGGCGCGUAAGGAGCUGGAGCAGGUGAAGAAAGAGCGUGAGGAGGUGCGGAAGAGUCUAAAGGAGCUGAAGGAGCAGCGAGCACCCAUGCUCAGAAAGAUCCAGAGCAUCGACAACCGCCUGCAGCCUACCAACGACCAGAUCAGAGAGAUGACUGCAAACAUCCGAGAGGCAACUCAGAAAUGCAAGCAGAAGCAGGACCAGCUGGAUAAUAAGAACAAACAGAUCGAGGAUAUUAAGCAGUCCCUGAGCCUGAAGCAGGCGGAGGAGGCUGAUCGCCAGAAGCGCAUGGCGAACACGCGCCACCUCAUCGCCGACCUGCAGGCCCAGCUGGAGCGCUGCGGUGACCAUGACGACCUGGGGCCACGCCUGGACGAGCUGCACCGCCAGCUGCGGUCCAAUCAGGAGGACCGGGGCAAAGUGGAGGGGGAGCGAGCGGAUCUGAGGAGGCAGAGGGACAGAGACAUGGCUGAACUCAGACUACUGCAGAACCGUAUGCGCAGCCUUGAGGACAUGCUGAAUCGUAAGGAGGAGAAGCUUCGCAGCCGCUUCACAGAUACCCACAAGGCUUUGCUGUGGCUGAGGCAGAACAAACACCUCUUCAAUGGGAAUGCAUACGAGCCCAUGAUGCUGGAGAUCCGAGUCCGUGAUGCUCGCCAUUCUAAGUACAUUGAGAGCCACAUUCCAGUGAAUGACCUGCGAGCCUUCGUCUUCCAGAAGCAGGAGGACAUGGAGAGAUUCAUGGUGGAGGUGCGUGAUUCUCAGAACCUGCGUGUAAAUGCAGUCAUCGCACCACCGGACUCUCAUGCCUCCAAACCCCCCAGUAGACCUCUGGACUCUCUCAAGCGCUUCGGCUUCUUCUCAUACCUGCGGGAGCUGUUUGAUGCACCUGAUGAGAUCAUGAGCUACCUGUGCUACCAGUACCGCGUCAACGAAGUACCUGUCGGAACAGAGCAGACCAAGAACAUGAUUGAAACGGUGAUCAGGGAUUCCCAGCUGAGGAUGAUCUACACGGCGGAUGAGAAGUACACGGUGAAGAAGUCGUCGUACUCCAGCAAGACCAUCUCCAGCAACUCGGCCCUCCGGCCGCCGCAGUUCCUCACCGUCACCAUCGACGCAGAGGAGAAACGCCAGCUGCAGGAGCAGCUCAGGGUUGUGGAGGAGCGCGUGAGAGACAUCGACGCUCAGAUGGGGGCUCUGCAGGAGCGGCAGGUGCGGCUGGAUCAGCGGGACAACGAGCUCCGAGCUCAGAAGAAAGAGCUGUCCGACCUCAAGGGCAAGAGGAGGCAGCUCGAACAGAAGAUCAGCACCAAGCAGGACAGCCUGAGGCAGAUGGAGCAGAGUGCAGUGGACCUGCAGAGGGUGGAGCAGGACAGCCAGCAGAAGGUCUGUGCCGUCCACACCCAGAAAGUUGCCAUCGCCGCCGAGUUUGUUCAAUACAUGAAGCGCCGGGCCAACCUGAGCAGAGAGAAGGUGUGUUUGUCUCUGGAGACGGUGGCUCUGACUGCAGAGAAAAACCAACUGGAGUCGGAUUGCAGAGAGGGAUCAACAGAGCUGCGAGCGAUGGAGCAAAGAUGUGCUGAUCUGGACCGUCGGAAGGCGUCUCUGUUGAGCACAUGUAAGAGUCUGAUGCAGCGCGCCAGCGAGAAAUGCAACAUGAGACCGGGAGAGGUGGCCGUACCCCCAGAGCUACACGACGUUUUCAGCAUGCUGCCCAACACCCUGGAGGACAUUGAGGCAAUGUUGAAUGAGGAAAGAACCCGGGCGGAACUCUUCACCGGCAUCAGUGAAACGGUUGUGGAGGAAUACAAUCGGAGGGAGCAGGAGAUUAAGAAUCUGGAGAAGGAGCUGGAAGAGAAGAAGAGCGCUCUGGACACCUACAGGCAGAACAUCUCUGAGGUGAAGGAGAGGUGGUUGAACCCCCUCAGGCAGCUGGUGGAGCGCAUUAAUGAGAAGUUCAGCGAGUUCUUCAGGUCCAUGCAGUGUGCUGGGGAAGUGGACCUGCACUCUGAGAAUGAGGAGGAGUAUGAUAAGUACGGGAUCCGUAUCCGGGUGAAGUUCCGUAACAGCACCCAGCUGCACGAGCUGACGCCACAUCACCAGAGCGGGGGCGAGAGGAGCGUGUCCACCAUGCUCUACCUCAUGGCCCUGCAGGAGCUCAACCUGUGUCCCUUCAGGGUGGUGGACGAGAUCAACCAGGGCAUGGACCCGGUGAACGAGAGGAGAGUGUUUGACAUUGUGGUCAGGACGGCAUGCAAGGGGACCACCUCACAGUACUUCUUCAUUACACCAAAGCUCCUCCAGAACCUGCAGUACGCAGAUGAGAUGAUGGUCCUGUGUGUGCAUAACGGAACGCACAUGCUGCCGCCCAGUGACUGGAGCAGCCAGGCCUUCCUUCGCCGACGUGCCCGUCAGAGGCCCAGUCACCAUGGAAACUGAACGUUGGCCCGCUGCAGGUGGACCCGGGUCGGUUCUGACUCAAGAGUUCGUUUCUGUUCCAAAGUGUUUACUCUGCUAGUCAAAAAGUGCCUUAAUGCACCUGCUACAUUCCCUGUUCCUAUGUCUGUGUUGUGUUUGUGUGUGAGGAGGAGCCUUCAGUUGAAGCUGUUAAGACUUGAGUCAGUCAGUUUGUCUAGCUGUUCCGAAUCAAUUGUUUCAUAGUAAAGAAAUCAAAUAAAACGUGUUAGUUUUGAAAUUA